This is a messenger RNA of Rhodotorula toruloides NP11, 1896 nucleotides long. Its product is annotated as PH domain containing protein. Lineage: Eukaryota; Fungi; Basidiomycota; Microbotryomycetes; Sporidiobolales; Sporidiobolaceae. The record is from RefSeq and is a predicted model, not a curated record. The transcript is spliced from 7 exons. Bases 1 to 1896 code for a protein of 631 amino acids.
AUGGACUACCAGCAGUCCAACAACCGCCCUCGCUCCGUCGCGACAGGCCACACGGGCGUGUCGAGGCGCAGCUCAGUCACGAGCAGGCAGUCGCAGCUCAUCAAGAAGAACACCGGCCCCUUCGAGCUGCGCCCCUCGGACAUCCUCAUCGAGCGCUUCUCGGCAUGGAAGCGCCUCGUCAAGAACCUCAUCACCUACUUUGAGGGCAUCGCAGACAUCGAGGCUAACACGGCAAAGGAGCUGGCGAGGCUGGGAGGCGUCAUUCAAGUUCCUUUCCGCGAGGGCAACCAGUUCCUCGGCGAGGGAGGCGUCCAGGACAUCUUCUACGGCGUCCGCGAGCGCACCCGCCUGAUCGCCGACAACCACGCCAGCCUCGCCAAGACGGUCGAAGGCUCGAUCGUGCAGCACCUCCAGAAACUCCUGACCGAAGUCAAGGCGCACAUCAAGAACAUCCAACAAGACACGGGCAAACUUGCUGCCUCGGUCGCCAAGGAGCGCGAGAUCUCGACCAAGAUGAUUACCGACCUCGCGAGGAGUAUCACGAUGCUCAAGAACACGCCCAUGGGCGUCCAGGCCAAGGAGGACCCGUGGUACACCAAUUCGCUGGUUGCGCGCCAGUUGCAGAAGCAGGUCCAUGAGGAGAACGCGCUCCAGAAGAGCAUCAUCAUUAUGCAGCAGAACUCGGAGCACUUUGAGGAGGGCGUCGUCCGCGCGAUCCAGAUGGCGUGGCAGACCUUUGACGAGUGGAACGCCCGCGCGUCGUCGCAGGUCCAGGAGACGUGGUCGACGAUGGGCCAACUCAUGCGCUCUGUCGCGCCGACGACCGAGUGGAUCGCGUUCGCCUCGCGCUCCGAGUACCUCCUCGACCCCGAGACGCCGCUCCGGAACCCGAUGACGAUCAACUACCCGGGCAAGGACGACCCGUCCGUGAUCCCCGUCCACCAGGGUAUCCUCGAGCGCAAGAAGCGCUACACCAAGACGUACAAGGAGUCGUUCUAUAUCCUCACCCCCGCUGGUUACCUCCACGAGUACCCCUCGUCCGACCUCUCGAAGCACCCGAUGCCGGAACUCUCCCUCUUCCUCCCCGAGUGCACGCUCGGCGCACCGACCAACCCGCACGCACGCAGCCACAAGUUCCACAUCGAGGGAAAGAAGAGUAUCGGGGGAGACGUCGGCCACAAGUCGGGAUUGUUUGCUCUCGACGCGAGCUUUACGUUCCGCGCGAGGAGCCACGAUGAGAUGCUCGAGUGGUGGAACGACUGCAAGCAGCUCUCCAAGGUCUACCUCACCGCCUCCGAGCCAUUCGACCGUUCCGGCCCCGUCCCCGCCGCCGUCCGUUCGGCAGGCUACGUCGAAGAAGACGAAGACGAGCUCGAAGACUCGGAGGGUGGGUCGUCUGUCGAAGAAUCCGAGUAUGAGGACGAGGAGGAGGAGGAGGACGACGAACACCGUCACCAUGCGUCGCACUCGUACGCUCAGCAACAGCAGGGAGCAAACGUCGCGCCUGGCUCGACCGGCGCGCCGCAGCUUGGCCCCGCUGCCGCUGUGGGCGGGAACGGACACAAUGAGGGAGCGCCGGCGUAUUCGGCGCCUGCGGAGGGCUCGGGAAUCCAGGUUGGACACGACGGGUAUGCGGUGGAGAAGAAGGGACCGGUUGGGGGUGCGGGUGGUGCGGGUCCCUCCGGCACGAGCGGCGCGGCAGCGGGUGGGGCGUCGCACCAUGACGGCGACGAUGAGGAGGAAGAGACGGACGAGGACGAGACGGAGGACGACGACGCGGCUGAGACGGCGGAUGAGCAUCAGCAGUCCACGGCUGGGGAGGAGAAGCCCACUGCUGUCGGACACUUUGUUGAACAGCUUGGUGGUGCUGGCGAGGAGGAGAAGAACAAGGCGUGA